AGGAUCUCCAUGCGUAGGUCACAGAUCGAUCCAGAUUGACAAACUAGAUUUAUUCCCUCUUCUCCCCUGCUAGUAACAACGCCUACCCCCGAAAGUAAAUGCAGAAGCCUCCAAGCCCAUUUCCUUCUGUGAAUGGAUUCCCCCCCGUCGGCCGCGUGGUCGUUCUUUCGUGAUGACGUCUAGAAGAAGUAGCCAAGUGGUUGUGAAAUGGCAUGUAGGUUCAAAGUAGAGGAGUGCGUGAAAACCGAAAGAAAGAUCAAGAUGUCGGCAGGACCUUCUCCUCCGUCUUGCACGCGGCACCAGGUGCUGGUCAGCAUGGCAAACCCAAACAGUUCCGGGAACUACACGUCGUCGACGUCUUCGGGUCCGUUUUCACGGUCUCCCGCUCGAGCUACAAUUUUUACGUUGGUCCUUCUGUGCGAUCAUGUUUCUCCCCCGCGGCCCUGCCGUGCCAUCACAAUGAUGUUGCACAACAAGAAGAAAGUAGCAUUAGCAACGAAAAUGACAACGAAAAUUGAACUUUUUUUAGCCGGUACGAAGAAGAGCGAGGUACAACGUAAAGGAACAAAGGCCGGAAUUAAUCAUAUGCGGAGUAAAAAAGCAGGUAAAGCGACUUCUGGGUCCUCAUCUGAAAAGAUGACGCAAAAGGAACAAGUAGCUGGCACUUCUACUGCAGCAACGAAGUUGUACAAGGUUGGAAGAAGAGGCAAAAGAGUUGGAGCGGCCACUUCUAAAAGAACAACAUCAAGAAAGAAAAAUAAGAACCAAUCGUCCUCCUCGAUGAAAUUGUCCCCCCACGCCGCUGCAUCCGCCAUGGUCGCUAAGCGAACCAGUACCGACCACUGCCCCGAGGCGUUUCUGACCAAGAUUGACUACGUCAGCUUUGAUCUGGAUGUCCCAGACGCGAGCGAAUGGGAGACUUCUAAAGUAGACGACUACUGUUGGAAACGGGAUUAUCUCGCAAAAGGGUACAGCAUUACUUCGAACCGGCGGUGUAUCAACUGUAAAAAUGUCUUGGUCUGGAAAGUUGUGAUGCUGGGUGGCGUAUCAUGAGGAGGCCACAAGUGCUGGCUCAGCAUGACAAGUUUCUGAGCUUCUAGGUGUUGCUUAUUCUGCACGACAAAGUGCGCUUCUGCAUCACAGAAAAACGGAGCUCUUGGGUAACGUGCAUGACAGAUUUAGGAGUCAUGCCAGACAAGCAUGACAAACAUGAUUUCAUCCGGACCCAGACAUUUUUACAAUUGAUACGGUGUCGGGAAAAGUGCCACGAGAGGGAAGGGUGCGACGUCUGGAGUUUCCAGCGGAACGUGACGGCCGACGAGGAGAACCGUUGCGUUAUCGGUGGCGGCUGGAGCCCUCGGUGGCGGAAAAAGCAAUUGGAUACAGCAGCAAUAGUUCCCGAGUGCAAUUGGCAACGAACCGAGCACAGCACAAGCGAUAAUUUAGAUGCAAUGGGCGGAGUUUGCCACCCCUGGGCGACCUGCGGCUUCAUGUUCGGCGAGAACGAGGCUUUUCAAUGCAACGAUGGCGGUGACAAUCAAAACUUUAUUUUCCUCCCCAACCACGAGUGCAAUCUUGGGUCGACUUGGGAAAAAUGCAAAGCCCGAUGCUGUCUCAAAACCAGUGAAGCAGCGACUGGAAUUCCGCCAAUUCCCGAUUUCUACCGGAUCUACGAUAACAUCCCAAGACAGAAAACCCAAAGAAUUCGCGUGUUAUUCGUCGGGAACAGCCUCACCGUGGGGCAAUCGUCGAAAUUAGAACUCGGAAAAAACCGCGCGGGGUUGCCGAGGUAUGUGCAAUUGUUAGCGGAGUCGGUUAACGAGAGAUUAGACGUCGACGAGGACACGGCUGGUUCUACCACUAUCCACAUGAAGGCCCACAACGCGUUUUUGGCUGGUUUUACCGAUUUUCGCACAAAGUGCGCAUUUGCACCGGAAACCCUGGAUGACGCGGGGAAUUCCAGGCACAAUUCCCUAGGUUGCCCGCAAAAGGGGAUGGGAACUUCUGCGGAUUGGUACGACACGGAGCUUUUCUUGGAAAAAGAAUACGUCCAAAGCCGGUACGAUAUUAUCUCUUUACAAGAGCAGUCAGACAAUGCCGGGUUUACGACCUCAGCUGAGCAUUUCUACCAGUCCAGUGUCGAGUUCUACCAGGCGCAAUUUCCGGAGGCUUUGAUCGUUUCCCACAUGCCACACGGCGAGAGAGAGCCGGAUGCGAAUUCCAAGAAGAUCUACUACAAAAACUGCCCGGGUGUAGAAACUAAAUCCAGUGCUUAUUUCGAAAAAGGGGCGGAUUGGCCAAAGGAGGGCACCAACUUUGACUUCAAAAACAUCCAACCACUUCAGAAUAAGUACAAGAGAAACAGCGAGCUAAAAUGCCGCGUCUACCCGUCCAUUGGCUACGGAAAGUACGCGACUCAGAAUCACGCGUGUUGGAAUUACAGCCUAUUUCGGAACAGCGCCCACAGUUUGAUGCACGGGGCAGGGGCUUUCGUGCCAGCUGGACUAGCGGUUCACAUCGCGAGAAAAGCGGAUAGAGUCACGAUGAAUGCCGAUGAUUUGGAAACCUGCGACGAAGACAUGGACAGCCGGUGGUGGAACAAGCACGAAAAAGUUCAAGAGAGUUCCGAGCACUUCCAGGCCUUUCAUAAAAACGGGUACGACAACGGCGAGACCUUCGAUUUCAACGUGGGCGAGCGCAGGCUGCAAGGGUUGAAUCACAAAGGGAGAAAACAAACGAAAUAUUUGAACUCUUUAUUCCAGCCGUUAGACGAAAAGAUCCUCGACCAAUUUCGCUACAACGUUUUGCACAAGCCGAGUGCUGAGUGGGUGGCUAAUAACCUCGCUUUCUCGGAUGAUGAGCUGUUCGUCGACCAUAUUCAUUUGACGGAUUUAGGGCAGUACAUCGUCGCUUGUACCUGGGUUGCCGUGGUCUUGAAAAAAGACUUGAGUUUUCUGUGCGAGAAUAAUAAUAUCUCUAACUCCUGCUGGCGGCCGGAAAGCGUGUCAGAGGCGGAUGCGGGGAAGGUGUACAGAAUUGUGAAUCGGGUUUUGAGUCGUGUGGGCGAACAAAGCGGCGCCACCGGACAAGUUCAGACCUACGACCCCUGUUCUACCUGGAGUAACCGCGAACGCUGCGGAACAGUUGGGUACUACCAUUCCGAGUGGGCAACGACCGUCGCGGUGGCGAAGUUAGAACAACAAGCGCAAGACCACCCGUUCGCCAACCGGUGCACCGGCGACGCGUCGCGGAAAUCAACGCAAAUCGCCGGGUCGCCGAGCUGCCAGAAAGGGAUUUGCGAAGCUUCGACUGUCACGACGCUGAGUUCCUGUUUCUGGGGAAGCGGGAACGAAAUGGGGAAGGACUGUGGGUGUUACGAUAAAACCGGUGAGUUUGUCCCGGUCUACGAGGAGAGACUUGUUUCACCAGACGGUGGUGGCUUGGUAAACUACGAAGACGGCCCUGCUUACUCCGUCCCGACCACUUGUGACCAGGUGGAAAAUGGAAAUAAAGCUCUCUGUGAAUCGGUAAAGGAUUUUUCGGAUGGAAGCCGGCUGUGCUCCAUGUUAGAGGAUGUUUGCGAAGCCGGUCUCUACAACUGCGUCGACGCAACCACGGAAACACAGUGCACGAAAAUCCUCCAAUUUAGCAAUUACGGGGGGCCGAAGUGCAAUUGGGAUAGCGGCGCAGGGAUUUGCGUCGACCCACUUGAAGUAGAUCCGUCACCUGGAUGCGCAAUUGGAAAAACCCAGGAACAAUGCGAGCAAAUAGUAACGGUCCACUACCAGCGGCAGUGCGAGUGGAUCGCGGGAAGUUCCAAUUGUGAAGAAAAAGAGACUUUAACCGUCCCGGAAUGCGCGGACCAACUUGAUCGAAACGCCUGUGAAACGGUGCCGAGCGACGAUGGUGGUUCAACAUCCAACAACUCUGGGCUCCUCAAAUGCGAAUGGCACGGGCUGAACCAAAACCCCAACACCCCCUGCCAACCCCUCGGCUCCUGGGCGGUUGUUUGUGCAGCGAAGACAGUGGAAGAGUGCGAAACCGUGAAAGGGGAAGAUGUAUCAGAUGCAAAUAUGUCUGGGUCUGGAAGGCUGGAAGACUUGUCAUGCAGGUUUUCCAUGACGCGUGAGGUCUGUCAUACAUCACCUAGCAUGACAGAUUCUGUCCGGCGUCUAUCAUGCCUCGUCUGCAUGAGAAACUCCCUCCCAGCUUGGUCAAAAGUGAGGAGCUUUUGGCAAUCAUGCAACACAGAUUUUUGCACUAUCCAGAAUUAGCAUGACAAAGACAAGCUGCAUCCUUCCAGACCCAGACAUCUUUGCAUUGCAUAAGAUGGGGAAGAGCAGUGCACAAUCGUUAUGUCCGCUUCGUUCUCCGGGUCGCCUAGCUGUCAAGCGAAAAACGCGCCGAUGAAGGAGAACCUGUGUCUGGGGAAAGAUGAAUCCGAGGAAGAGUGUAAAGCGGUGACAGACGCAGAGGGGAAGGAAAUUUGUCACAUGGUAGAAAAAGCAGUCGAGGACACUAAUAACGUUAACGAUAACGGUGCUGAACCAUUGAAGACUUGCGAGCCCAUCGCUCUCUCGUCGAGCUCGGGCGGGGGUGGAGACUCCAGUGCACCGGCAAGCAGCAAAAAGUGCGCGGAACAGGUGAGCAAAGGCGCGUGUGAAGCAUUACUAUGCAAUGUAAAUUUCCUGUACAUGUACAAAAUGCAUGACAAAUUUCGCUAACUUGCAGUGUCCAACUUGUCAUGCUAGACUAGGAUUGAAGGCAAGUUUUGUCAUGCAGAGACUGCAUUUGUACGUGUACGGGAAAUUUAAUGUGGAUAAUUACCACAGUGCGUUUACGACGAGGAGCACGAGACCUGUGAGACCCCCCUGGUGGUAUCCUGUGCAAAAGUAUCGUACUCGUAUUGCAAUCAUGCAUUACAAAUUUUUUUCUCAAGGUAAAUCCGCAAUACAAGUUUAAUUUUUCAUGCUGAGGACAUUUGUAAUGCAUUUAUACGAGUGCGAUACUUUUGCAAUGCAUACGUGGUGCUGCCCGACGAAAGACCUGAAUCGGCCGAGGAUGCGGCGUGCUGUCAGGGAGGGGGUGCGGGGGCGGCAAAUUUCGUGCCGAUUGAAGAAGAAUAGAUCUGCAUAAGCCUGUAAACUUCGAUUUAUGCUUUAGGUGUCAAGUUUUACUUUUAUCGUGAGAACUUCUGGUGCCUCUACAGUCACUUAUUUAAUACACUAGUUGUACCACAGCGUCUACCCAUUGAGCUGUGCUCAUGAUCCACCCCAUUCCUUGUACUAAGUGUAUGUUACUAGUUUUGUCACACCGUAAUUGUCAACGUUGACGUGUUCCGCCGCGUUAUCAAUACGAACAAAACUUCCAAACACAAUAAAAGCGCAUGUCAUCUGGUAACCAAAAAAUCAUCUCCCAUCUUUCAAAUGAAAAUCACUAGUAAAAACUGCGUCGCUGCUGCAGCUUGCUUCGUUACGGCGGCUUAAACAGGUGUUGUUAGUUUCUUUAUCCGUUCUAGUAGGCUGCGAAAGACAAGUUUUUUUUUCGUGGUAAGCGAAAGUGAAUAUAAUCGUGAG
Messenger RNA from Amoebophrya sp. A120, 5576 nucleotides. Lineage: Eukaryota; Dinophyceae; Syndiniales; Amoebophryaceae. The record is from the annotation of a GenBank genome assembly.